Molecule: messenger RNA, 4249 nt
Organism: Opisthocomus hoazin
Lineage: Eukaryota; Metazoa; Chordata; Aves; Opisthocomiformes; Opisthocomidae
Source: RefSeq, a predicted model, not a curated record
AUGUCAAACCCAGGCCCAGCGGUGCAUGGGCAGAAACCUCCCAUGUCCACAAGCCUCACAAGGCACUGUGACCUGUGGAUCUCCAGCACUGCGCUGGGGACCUGCCUGUCCUAUGGGCACGUGAGAUGUACAACUGCCUGCACUGAGGAUUGCAGCUCAAACAAUCAAACUGCAGAAACAGGAACCAGUGGUAAUGAUGAUUUAUCAGUAAACUCUACAAGUGGGAACAAGACCUCUGGAGGUGGAAGCGAUGUGCCACUAUUGGACAGGGCAAUAAGUGAUCAGAACAAUGUAACACAGUCCAGCCCAGUUCUGGAUCUCAAGGCAGAACAUGUUGGCAUGACUUCUGUCAACUUGACGUGGGCAGAGAAUGACACUGCUUCCAACUCCUACACGUACAGGACGGAGUUUGUAAAUGGUACCUCCAGGACAAACCUGACAUCCAGUGUCACCAAAGCUGAAAUUACUGGGUUAAUCCCUGGGACAUCUUACACUUUCACAGUAUUUGCAGUAGCAGCUGAUGGUGAGACAGAAGGAGAAGGGGUGUCCAUAGUCCUGUAUACAAAGCCCAGCCCAAUCCAUGAUCUCGAGGUGGAAUACGUUGGUGCUGAGAAAGUCAACUUAACAUGGGCAGUGAGCGACGCUGCUUCCAACUCCUACACGUACAGGAUAGAGUUUGUAAAUGGUACCUCCAGUACGAACCUGACAUCUGGUGUCACCAAAACUGAAAUUACUGGGCUAAUUCCUGGGAUGAUGUACAAUUUCACAGUAUUUGCAGUAGCAGCUGAUGGUGAGACAGAAGGAGAAGGGGUGGCCCCAAGCCUGUAUACAAAGCCCAGCCCAAUCCAUGAUCUCAAGGCAGAAUAUGUUGGUGCUGAGAAAGUCAACUUGACAUGGACAGUGAGCGACGCUGCUUCCAACUCCUACACGUACAGGAUAGAGUUUGUAAAUGGUACCUCCAGUACGAACCUGACAUCUGGUGUCACCAAAACUGAAAUUACUGGGCUAAUUCCUGGGACGAUGUACAAUUUCACAGUAUCUGCAGUAGCAGCUGAUGGGGAGACAGAAGGAGAAGGGGUGUCCCUAAGCCUGUAUACAAAGCCCAGCCCAAUCCAUGAUCUCAAGGCAGAAUAUGUUGGUGUGAAUUCUGUCAACUUGACAUGGACAGUGAGCGAUGCUGCUUCCGACUCCUACACGUACAGGAUAGAGUUUGUAAAUGGUACCUCCAGUACGAACCUGACAUCUGGUGUCACCAAAACUGAAAUUACUGGGCUCAUCCCUGGGACGAUGUACAAUUUCACAGUAUUUGCAGUAGCAGCUGAUGGUGAGACAGAAGGAGAAGGGGUGUCCCUAAGCCUGUAUACAAAGCCCAACCCAAUCCAUGAUCUCGAGGCAGCAUAUGUUGGUGUGAAUUCUGUCAACUUGACAUGGGCAGUGAGCGAUGCUGCUUCCGACUCCUACACGUACAGGAUAGAGUUUGUAAAUGGUACCUCCAGUACGAACCUGACAUCUGGUGUCACCAAAGCCGAAAUUACUGGGUUCAUCCCUGGGAUGAUGUACAAUUUCACAGUAUUUGCAGUAGCAGCUGAUGGUGAGACAGAAGGAGAAGGGGGGUCCCUAAGCCUGUAUACAAAGCCCAGCCCAAUCCAUGAUCUCAAGGCAGAAUAUGUUGGUGUGAAUUCUGUCAACUUGACAUGGGCAGUGAGCGAUGCUGCUUCCGACUCCUAUACGUACAGGAUAGAGUUUGUAAAUGGUACCUCCAGUAUGAACCUGACAUCUGGUGUCACCAAAACUGAAAUUACUGGGCUCAUCCCUGGGACGAUGUACAAUUUCACAGUAUUUGCAGUAGCAGCUGAUGGUGAGACAGAAGGAGAAGGGGUGUCCCUAAGCCUGUAUACAAUUCCUGCCUCAGUGAAUUCAUUUCAGUGCGACCCAGUGGCGAAGCAGUCUUUCCUAAUGCUGAAGUGGAAAUGUCCUUCUGGUAACAAUUCUGGCUUCAAAAUUAAAAUAUUUAAUGGUACAUGGGAAAAAGAACAACGAACUCCAUCCUGCAUGACAGAAGGCUUAGAGGAAAACUUCACAACAGCAUCUUUAGAUUAUUUCAGCACAUAUAAUGUUACUAUUGCAACUCUUCUCAAUAGUUCUGAGAGCCAUCCAGUGCAGAAAAUGUGUAAUACAAGCAUUACUGACCCACCUGCUCCAAGCAAAGCUCCUUUAGUCAAGGCAGUCAGUCACAGCUCAUUCUCUGUUGAAUUCUCUGAUUUUGAGUCAGUGAAUGGACCAUUAAAAGCCUAUGCUGUAAUGAUCACAACAGAAGAACAAGGCUGUGAGUCUAAAUUGAAGUCUAAAUUGAACAACACGUACAAAGAUUUCAAGAAGAAGAUGACAGUCACCUAUGUUACAUAUGUCAUAAAGACAGAGCAGGAAAAAUCAUCUUCUUUCCAUUCUCAGAAUGGUACAAACGUCGUUGAUGUGGGCAAGGGAAACACGAUGUAUGGCUACGAAAAUGGACCAUUGAUUCCACUGCAUUCAUACAGGGCAAGUGUUGCAGGUUUCACUAAUAUAACCUUUACUAUGGCCAACAUCAUUGUGGGGGAAGAGAGUUAUGUAUCGUUUUCACCCUGUUCUGAGGCGGUUUUGCUACCCCAGGAUCCAGGUGUUAUUGCUGGAGCCGUUAUUGGAUGCCUUUUAGCUAUAUUGGCUGUAGUUGCUAUUGGGGGUUUCAUAUUCUGGAGAAGGAGAAGGAAAGAUAAAAGAAAUACUGAAGUGUCCUUUUCUCCAAUCAAAAUCAAGAAAUCAAAAAUGAUUAAAGUGGAGAACUUUGAGUCCUACUUUAAGAAGCAGCAAGCUGACUCCAACUGUGGUUUUGCUGAAGAGUAUGAGGAACUGAAGUCUGCUGGUGUUCAUCAGCCCAAAUUUGCUGCUGAACUUGCUGAGAACAGGGGAAAAAAUAGAUACAACAACGUCUUACCAUAUGAUAUUUCUCGUGUUAAACUUUCAGAUCAAAGCUCUGCAACUGAUGAUUAUAUUAAUGCAAACUAUAUGCCUGGCUAUAACUCAAAGAAGGCAUUUAUUGCUGCACAGGGUCCUUUACCCAAUACUAUAGAAGACUUCUGGCGCAUGAUUUGGGAAAAGAAUAUCUACUCUAUCGUUAUGUUGACAAAAUGUGUUGAACAAGCCCGGACAAAAUGUGAGCAAUACUGGCCAGACAAACAAUCCAAGAGCUACGGUGACAUUAUUGUGACAAUGGUCUCAGAGGUUGUCCUUCCAGAAUGGACAAUAAGGGACUUCACUGUAGAAAAGUCAAACAAGCCAGAGAGCCACACAGUGCGCCAAUUCCAUUUCACCUCCUGGCCAGAUCAUGGAGUGCCGGAGACAACAGACCUUCUCAUCAACUUUAGACACCUUGUUCAUGAGUACAGCAGUCAAAAUCCUGUUGACUCUCCUACUCUGGUGCACUGCAGUGCUGGUGUCGGGAGGACAGGGACGUUCAUUGCCAUUGACCGCCUGAUUCAGCAGAUUGAAAUGGAGAACACUGUGGAUGUGUAUGGAGUGGUGUAUGAUCUUCGCAUGCACCGACCCUUGAUGGUGCAAACUGAGGACCAGUAUGUCUUCCUAAACCAGUGUGUUAUGGAUAUUAUUAGAUCCCAGAAGGACAAGAAAACUGAUCUUAUUUACCAAAACAUGACAGCAAUGGCAAUCUAUGAAAAUUUCACACCUGGGCCAGGCUUCGGGAAGGCCAAUGGCUACCACGCGUAGUCUGGAAGGAACGCAGUGUCCCAGGAGAUGUUACCUGCGCAUAGGGAAGGGAGAUGUUCUACUCAUCUUUUCCAGGACUGUGUGCAGUGUCUCAUGUCUGGCUUCUCCAGUUCUGUCCACAUUCGAAGAUGUGAUCUACAGGAGGAAAAACACAACGCUGGCAGAAGCCGCAGAUUGCUAUUCAAAAAAAAAAAAGCAAAACUGUUUAAAGUUAACAGAGGAAUCUUGCUUUUUCUUGGGAAUUUAACAGUGCUGAUGGUGAAAUAGCAUUUGCAGUAUGAACAGUGAACUAGAAUUUAAAUAUUAAUAACACAAGCUUUUUAUUACAAUUUUAUAUGAUUUCAUUUACAGACACAAGGCUUGUGGGCUGUUUUAAUAUAUUUAAUUAUAAGUUUCAGGAACAUAUUUUAUCUACUGUAUCUGGUUACUUAGCUAAUAGAUAUGUGCCUCUGUGAUUUAUUUUUUUUCUGUGUUCCUUUUAUUUAAAAAA